Molecule: messenger RNA, 2513 nt
Organism: Cotesia glomerata
Lineage: Eukaryota; Metazoa; Arthropoda; Insecta; Hymenoptera; Braconidae
Gene: metro
Product: MAGUK p55 subfamily member 7
Exons: 9
Coding region: 230-1906 (558 amino acids)
Cellular component (GO): plasma membrane; cell-cell junction
Molecular function (GO): protein binding
Source: RefSeq, a predicted model, not a curated record
GUCAAUAAUAAAAUGGCAGAAUCACAUCAAGGUAAUUGUUGACUGUGAAAUCAGUGCGGGUAGUGCUUAUAAUCAAUAAAAAUAAUUAUAAUUAAUUUAAUUAUGUGAAGAAAUUUAUAAAAAAGUUUAUGAAGAAAGUAGCCAUCGAACACGCAAGAUUUUAGUCUGUCUGAAGGGAAUAAUUGACCAGUGCUUCAAUCGAUCCACCUAGUCGUGCUUGCUGCGAGCUAUGACAGUAGUCAUGGAACAAGUUAAUUGGAAUCCUGCAUUAUCAACACUCUUGAACUCGCUCGAAGAGAACAAGUCUGAAAUACCUAGCUGCACUGACGAAGAGUUUGGCUUUCUGAGUGAUUUGCUCCGGUCAAAAGAAUUAAAUGCACUCGUUAACGUUCACAAAAAGAUCCAGUCCAAUGCCGAAGACGACAAAUUCUUCCCCGUGCUGUCCAACUCAAUGGACAUCGAUGUAGAAAUUCUGGAUAUGCUGGCGUCUAAGACACAUGGCUCGGAAUUGUGUCGGGAGUUGUUUCAUUUGCUACAAAAACCUCACAUACAGGGUCUACUAUGUACGCACGACGCAGUUGCUCAAAAGGAUUACUACCCACGUCUCUCAGAAAUCCCCUUGGAAGUAGACGAGGACGAGGAGACUGUGAAGAUAGUCCAGCUGGUGAAGUCAGAUGAGCCACUGUGCGGUGACGGCGUUGAACCGAUCGUGGGAGCAACGAUUAAGACCUGCGAGAUAACAGGGAAGAUCGUGAUAGCAAGAAUAAUGCACGGUGGUGCUGCUGACAGAUCUGGGCUAAUCCACGUGGGAGACGAAGUUUGCGAAGUUAAUAAUAUAAGUGUCGAAGGUAAGACUCCUAACGAUGUGCUGAAGAUUCUUCAGAACUCCGAGGGGACUAUUACCUUCAAAAUCAUUCCGGCUGACAGUAAAGGCGGCAUCAGAGAAAGCAAGGUCCGUGUUAGAGCUCACUUUUCAUAUAAAGCAGCCGAUGAUCCUUAUAUUCCCUGCAAAGAAGCCGGAUUGGACUUUAACAAAGGCGACGUUCUGCACAUAGUCAGCCAGGAUGACGCUUACUGGUGGCAAGCCCGCCGAGAAGGAGAUAGAAAUAUGAGAGCUGGAUUGAUUCCCAGCCGAGCGCUUCAGGAGCGUCGUAUAAUCUUAGAGCGCCAGCAGAAGGAUAAGACUGACGAUGAAGAAGAUAACUUGAAGAACGACGAUUUUGAUCGCGAAGAGAUUCCCACUUAUGAGGAAGUCGCCAAGUUGUAUCCGAGACCUGGACUUUAUCGUCCAGUUGUACUUAUUGGUCCUCCUGGAGUUGGCAGAAAUGAAUUGAAGCGGCGACUUUUAGUUACUGAUCCUGAUAAAUAUAAGACACCUGUACCAUACACAUCAAGACCACCACGACCUGGAGAAGUAGACGGCAAAGAAUACUACUUCGUAACUCGGGAACAAAUGGAGCAAGACAUAGAAUCAGGAAAGUUCAUAGAAUACGGCGAGUACAAAGGCAACCUCUAUGGUACCAGUGGUGAGAGUGUCAGCUCGCUGAUAAACGCCGGGUUUGUUUGUCUUCUCAGUCCUCAUUACCAAGCUCUGAAAAUGCUGCGUACGCCUUACUCGAAGCCAUACGUGAUCUAUAUAAAGCCUCCGCGGUUUGAAAUCCUAAAAGAGACCAGAAAUGAGGCUCGCGCUCGAUCAACCUUCGACGAAUCAAACUCUCGAGGAUUCACCGACGACGAGUUCAACGAGAUUCUUCACAGCGCAGCUCGCAUUGAGUUCCUCUACUCGCAUCUCUUCGACGAAGUUAUCGUCAACGGAGACCUGGCCAUCGCAUUCGAGCAGCUGGUCACUGCGAUACACAGGGUUGAAAGCGAGCCGCUGUGGGUUCCCGCUUCUUGGGUCCAGUGAAGAAUAUCAAGUCAUUAAUUAAUUAAUUAAUUAAUUACGCGAAGAAAAAAUAUAGAGAAAUAAAUAAAUAAUAAUUAAUGAUGUUCCAUCGCCGUAAUCGGGCACCAUUUCCACUAGCUUAGUCUGUUAAGCUUCUACGUGAAUAAUGAUCACUACCCACUAAGUACCUUCAUCAUAAUCUUCCACUUGGUUAUCAAGCAAAAGUAAAUCAUUAAAAAUUACGAUUAUUAAAUUUGUGUCAUUAUCCCCCAGGAUAAUUCCUCACUGCCAAGAGAGUAUCUCUAAUCUCGUGGUGAUCACGAAAACACAUGUUAAUUAAUUAAUAAUUAAUUAUUUUAAAAAUUUAAUUUUAAUAAUUAUUGUAAAAAAAUCGAUUUAAUUGUAUAGAGAUUUAAUGAUAAUAAUAAGUAUUAAUGGAUAAAAUAUUAGUCAAGUCGUAAACUUUUUUUUUUCUGUAAAAAAAUAAUUAUUGAAAAAUGUUUUUCUCGCUUCUUCUUGAGAAUUCACAUUGUCUUAUUUUAAUGUGAGCCGAUAAUUUUUUUUUGCCGUUCAAUCUUUUGGUCAAUCGCCUUAAUAAUACUAUCAGAAACUUUUGUAGCUAAAAAAU